AACAAUGGAGACUGCCCUAAUCUGCAAAACACAGAUUUCAUAGUUUUCAAGUUUUCUCCUACUGUUUUUCCUAUAGUUAGAGCUUUUGAUUGAUAAAUGCAUUGAGUUCGUUUACUUUUAUUGUGUGGAAAAGAGAAAGCCACAGCCAUCUGCCUCUCAGUGUAGAUGGCCGCAUCUUAAUCCAGAUUAUGGCUGCAGCAUAAACGUUUUUUUCUUUUUUCUGGCCGCCAUUACUAGUCAGCAGUGUGUCCUUGAUAACAGACAGACAGGUCGGUUAGCCUAGCUCCAAUUAGACCAUCUGAGGGACUUCUCUGGACUUUCACCGAAAGAUUUCAGGAAAUCGCAACUUGACGUCAAGCUUGAGACUCCAGCGGGGUAAAACAAAUGGCAUUUCUAAUCAAAAGUAUGGUGGGGAACCCACUGAAGGGAAUGGGAUUUGGAGGAGGAGAGGAAAAGGCUGAGGAAGAAACCCCCAAGGACCCUGCAGCGGCCGCCGGUAUGACUAGAGAAGAAUAUGAGGAGUACCAGAAACAGCUAGUGGAGGAGAAAAUGGAAAGAGAUGCAGACUUCUUGCACAAGACAGCAGAGAGGGCGACUCUGAGGGUUUGUCUACGAGACAAAUACAGACUUCCUAAAAGUGAGCAGGACGAGAACAUGAUCCAGAUGGCAGGAGAUGACGUGGACGUUCCCGAGGAGCUGCUGAAGAUGGUGGACGAGGAUGCCACGGAGGAGGAGGAGAAGGACUCCAUCCUGGGGCAGAUGCAGAACUUACAGAACAUGGACAUGGAUCAGAUAAAAGAGAAAGCCAGUGCUACACUGACAGAGAUGAAGUCCAAGGCUGAGGAGAAGUGUUCUGUCAUGUAGCGGUUUAGCAAAUUCACACAUUUCUACAAACAAGGUCAGGUUCUUGAUGCAGUUUUGAUACAAAAACCAGGUUGGGUUUUUGAAAUACAGUUUUGAAAAUUAAAUUUAAUUUGAAAGCAUGUCAGAUGAAGUCACUCAAGCUCUACGUUCCCAAAAGCUGCAAGAUUCUGGCUCUAGAUCAGCUUUUCAGCUUCUCUUGCUUGGCUCCCAAUUUCGCUAGGACUUUUUAUUUUGUAUGUGUUGUUUGAAUAAAUGAUGUUGUAGUCUAUUCCCUCCUUUUUUUUUUCUUUUUUUUUUGCAAUAUUACCUGUAAAUAUAUCUAACAAACAUCUAGCUUGAACUUGAGGUGGAGAAGCUAUGUUUAAAUCCCCCUCCUGCUUUUUUGCACAAGGGAUGAGACGAAUGUUAUGCUGUUAUUUCUUGUUCA
Sinocyclocheilus anshuiensis is the source of this 1291-nucleotide messenger RNA. RefSeq names its product complexin-4-like. The record is from RefSeq and is a predicted model, not a curated record. Gene Ontology annotation, molecular function: syntaxin binding. NCBI's taxonomy places the organism in Eukaryota, Metazoa, Chordata, Actinopteri, Cypriniformes, Cyprinidae. The transcript is spliced from 3 exons. Gene Ontology annotation, cellular component: SNARE complex; terminal bouton. Gene Ontology annotation, biological process: regulation of neurotransmitter secretion; synaptic vesicle exocytosis; neurotransmitter transport. Bases 385 to 864 code for a protein of 159 amino acids.